Molecule: messenger RNA, 2850 nt
Organism: Eublepharis macularius
Lineage: Eukaryota; Metazoa; Chordata; Lepidosauria; Squamata; Eublepharidae
Product: bactericidal permeability-increasing protein-like
Exons: 16
Coding region: 273-1730 (485 amino acids)
Biological process (GO): lipopolysaccharide-mediated signaling pathway; defense response to Gram-negative bacterium; innate immune response
Molecular function (GO): lipopolysaccharide binding
Source: RefSeq, a predicted model, not a curated record
AACAUCACUGGAGCUUCCACGCAGCCCUUGCGAGAGGUGGGAGCCAGGCAAGAGGCUCCGCCCCGUUUGGAAACCAAUAAUUAGAAUCCUUCCCAGGCAGGAAGGUUCCACCAGUGGGUGUCUGACCAGGUGCUGCUGCCAACAGACCGUGCCUGCCUUUCAUCGGGUGGUUUUGGGGGAAAGGGCUCAAGCAUCCACUCUGCUUGCCUGCAUCUGGAAAAGUGGCCACAGGUGACACAGAGAACUUGCACGUGCCUUUCUACCUUCAGAAGAUGUUCUGGCUGUUUGCCCUGCCUUUCCUGGCUUCCUGGGUGCAUGUUGGAGGACUUUCUCCUGGCCUGAAAGCUCAAGUGAACCAGAAGGGGCUCGAAUAUGGAAGGGAGUUUGGGCUGAGAAUGGUGAAGUCAAUGCUAAAGAACGAUACAAUUCCAGAUAUUCAUGGGGCCCAUGACGCACCGCUUCUUGGGAAAGUACAAUUUUCUGUGACAGGGAUCCAGAUCAAUGAGCUUCAGUUGGACGACUCAAUCAUCAGCUUCGCCAAGGGACUGGGUGUGAAUCUUACCGUCCAGAAUGGCGGGGUCUUGCUCAAUGCCAACUGGAAGUUGAGAACUUUGUUUGGACCUGACGGAGGCACUGUUGACAUCACUGUUUCGGCAUUGUCCCUCUCCGCUGUCCUUGGGAUCAGCAAGGAUGUCAAGGGACGGCCUGUGGUGUGGGCUGCCAGGUGCCGGGCUGGCAUUGGGGACCUCAGAGUGAAAUUCCAUGGGGGAAACAGCUGGUUCUACAACCGCUUUACAUCUGUUCUUGAGGUGAUCCUGCAAGCAAAACUCAACAAACAACUGUGUUUUGAAAUCAAGAAAGGCACUGAUGAUUUUGCACGAGUCCUGCGCGCCAUGAACGUCUCUGUCCAGAUAAAUUCUUUUGCGGAACUUGACUAUUCUUUAGUGAACAAGCCAUUUUUCGGUGCGAAUCGGUGCCAAGUGGAUUUCAAGGGAGAGUUCUUCAGCCCGGGACAGCCGCGCAUAAACGUCUUCACCCCGUCCUCCUUCCUCCUGCCCAAACAGCCAGAUUCCAUGUUGCUUCUUGGGAUCUCAGAAUUCUUUGCCAAUUCUGCAGCCUUGUUAUACUUCCGUACGGGAGCACUUCAGAGGAACAUCACGGACGAGAUGAUUCCCAAAGGCUUCCCGAUCCGCUUGAACACUGAAAAUAUGGGGAUGGUGAUACCAGAGCUGGAGAAAAAAUUCCCAGAUAUGCCUUUGGAGGUCCAGGUGGGUGCUCGGAAGCAGCCCGAGUUCAGCUUCCAUCCGGAUGGAGUGCACAUGAAGAUCUUUGGAUCCGUUGAGGUUUCCGUCAUCCUGCCCAAUGCAAGCCUGGCCCCUGCGUUCCUGCUGAAUAUCGAUGGCAACUUCACGGGGCAGUUCUUCCUCGAACCGGUCAGUUCCGGGAUCUCCAUCGGCAAGCUUUUGGGCACGGUGGCCCUGAAACACUUCCAGGUGUCCCAGGGGUGGUCGAACGUCGGUCACAUUGAGAUGAAAUUUCUGGAGAAUGCAUUGACGGUCGCCGUGCAGGUGGGAUUGCUGUCAAUCAAUAAGCACCUGAAGAAAGGCAUCGUUCUUCCGAACAUCCACAAUGUCAGUUUGGUGAACCCGCAAAUCGCAAUGUAUCAGGGCCUUAUGCUAGUAGCAACAGAUCUCCACUACCAACCUCCAGCUGCUGUGUUGUCACUAUGAAGAAGGGAGUGUGCAAAAAGAAGGAUGGAAGGAAAUGCAUAGACCCCCCCCCCAAUUCACGCCCCAAGGCCAGUCUUUGUGCAGUCUCCUUCAGAAAUGGGCUGUGCAUUGGAGCAAAGAUCCGACAACCUUUGGGGUCACCCUGGACAGUGAUGGCAUGAACAAACAUCAUAAACUCUGGGGCAUUGUUUGGGCCUUCUAGGCCAUGUUAGAUUUGUGCUGGGACAGCACUGUGGUUACCUGUGUGAUGGCGGGAGAAUCACCUGCGGAUGUUCCCCUCGGCUGGCACCUCUGUUGCUGGGCAUGAUAUUUUCCCUGCAUUCAAAUACUGAGAUAAAGAUAUUGGAAAUGUGACGUUAGCCUUGUAUUGGACAGUGUCUGUGACAUCACCAUCAGAAGGGAGGUGAGCCCUUUGGCGCAUUGCAAAAACCUCUCUGUUCUGCUUUGCGGGGAGGGGAGGAAGAGGCAGUGCACUUUUUCUUUCUUCAGCGUUGUUUCAAGAAGAACAAGGGCACCACUGAUAUAAUGCUCCUCCUAUGUUUUGGACUUGAAUUCCUUUCUAAACAUAUCCAACCUUCCCUGUCCCAAGUCCUCGCCAUCCAUCUAAAGGUUUAUUGCUUCUUGUAAUCAAUUAAGCUUCUCUUCAGAGGCCUGCAUGCACCCCUCUUUUUUUGGGAGGUGAGGCGGGCUGUUUUUUUCAGGCGUGGGAUGCUUGCCCCGCAAAUCUAGGACCGGCAUUGAGACUUCUGAGUUUUUAGUGCCGGCGGAAAGAAUAUAUAUAUAUUUUUUGCCAAGCAUUUGGCAAUUCUUUUCUCCUUCUCCUUGUUAGAUAUCCAUUGAGCCACCUGAUUUGAUUUUUACCUGUCCCAUGCCCUGAUUUACACCACGUAUCUUACUAUUAUGUAAGAGUUCUGCUGGCUUUUAAUGUUUCAAACUUGUUUUAAUGAUGCUGUACAGACAGAUUCUCCUUAUGAUCGUGACGAUUAAUGCUUUUUUUAUAUAUUGUUAUUUUAUUGUGUUUUGAUGUUUCUUACCUGGUUUUCUUUACAGGCAGCCCCAAGAACCAGUUUUGAUUUGCGGGGCGAGACAGAAUCUUUGAAUAAAGAAAUAAUAAAAACCA